CCCAAACUUCGUCUCUAGUCUUUGUCUCUUUCUGGCUUCGCCAUUAAAAAGCCGUAGCAAAACCCUGACGCUUGCAAUCCCCAAUCCUAAACCCUAAAAAUCUUAGCCGCCUCUUUGUUCUACUUGCGAAAGAUGGCGAAGAAGAAAGUGUCCCGUAACUCCAACGGAGCUUCCAGUGAGCAACAAAUGCAGAACCAGACAGCCCCGGUCACUUACCAGAAGUCCGCCGAGCUCAGCCGUCAGUCUUCAAUGGAGGACCACGACUCGUCGGAGGAGAAGUUUCAUAACCUGAAGUCUCUCAACGCGAUUCUCCUCAAGCAAACCAUGGAGAAGAGACAGCAGAUCGAAUCUCUCUUCCAGGCGAAAGAUGCGUUGGAGGCCGAGUUAUCUCGUUCCGGCACGGAGAAGACUCAGCUCCGGGACGAGUUGCGUGGUUCGGGUGACGAGAAUUUCAUGUUGAAGCUCGAAAUGGAUCUGUUUAUGGGUAUUGUUGAGAGCCGAGUCAAUGAAAUGGGUUCUGGAGUAGAUGGGUUGGUUAAGGAGAAGAGUGAUAGAGAGUGUGAGAUUAGGGAUUUGAAGAGAGAAGCUUAUGAUCUGAUGUGUAAGCUAGAGACUGAGAGAGAGAAGUUGGGUAGGGUUUGUGAUGAGAGGGAUUCGAUUAAGAGUGGGUUUGAUUUGCAGCGUGAGGAAUCGAAUCGAUUGAAGGAGAGUGUGGUUCGAAUGGAGAUGAAAGAAACGAGUUUGCGAGAGGAAGUUGGUAAAUUGAAUUCUGAAAAUGAUAGGAUGGUGAAGGAGAUGAGGAAGAGAGAGGAGCUGAUUGAGAGGAUUAACAAGGAGAGGACUAGCUUGGAGACGACCCUCGAGGAGAAGAUUAGGGAAAAAGAUGAGCUGAAGAGAGAAAUCAAAGGGCUUGCUAAGGAGAAGAUGGAGUUAGAGACGCUUAAACGUGAUCAGAAGGGAGAAAUUGUGAAGCUGGAGAAAAAACUGGAAAAUUUGAGUGAGAGAGUGAAGAGAGUGACAAAGGAAGAGAAAGGUUUACGUGAUCAGGUCAUUGGGUUAGAGAAGAAUCUUGAUGAGGUUACGGAGAAAGCAAAAGCAAGGGCGGAGCAGAUCAACGAACUGGUGAAAGAGAAAUCUAUCAAGGAAUCUGAGCUCGAGGGUUUACUGGUGGAGAACAAUUCGAUCAAGAAACAGAUGGAGAUGGCUCUCGCGCAGUCUUCUGAUAAGGAGACACUGGUCGACCAAUUGUUGCGGGAGAAGAACGACCUUGUUGAGAGAAUUUUUGACCAGGAAGCUGAGUUUGUUGAGAUGAGUAAACUGGCGGAGGAGCGAAAGCAUGUUGCAAAGCAGUUUGGAAAGGAAUUUAUUGAUCAAACCAACACUAUUGAGAAGCUUAGCUGCGACGUUAGCCAGCUUAAGGAUGCUCUGGCACUGGUUGAGGCCGAGAGAGAUAAUGCUAGGAAGGCUCUUGAUGAGGAGAAGAGAAACCGUGUGGCUCUUGAGGAAAAGGUUAGGGAAUUAGAGAAAAUGAUUGAAACUACAGGUAAAGAGCUUGAGAAGGUUAAGGUUGAGCGAGGGAGAUUGAUCAAAGAGAAGAAGGAGCUGGAGAAUCGUUCUGAGUCACUGAGAAAAGAAAAGAGUAUCCUUCAAAAGGAUAUUGUGGAGCUCAAAAGAGAUAUGGGUGUUUUGAAAACAGAACUGGAAACCAAAGAAAACCGCGGUCUAACAAUGCUAAAGAGUGUAUCAUCUCUAGUAGGUGGUUUAGAGAACAAAAAAGGCGAGCAGAAACGAGAGAAGGGAAUGGAUUCGUACUCGGUGGAGCUCGAAGCGAUCAAGAAAGCGUUCAAGAAUAAAGAAAGCAUGGUUGAGGAAAUGAAGAAGGAAGUAGAGAAAAUGAAGCAUUCGGUGGAAGAUGCACACAAGAAGAAAGGCUUUUGGACCCUUGUGUCAUCUGUUACUACUCUCCUUGCGGUUGCUUCUGCUGCUUAUGCCGCUGCGAUUAAGUGAAAACCUGAAGAUGGUACUACCAUUUUAACUCUCAGACAACAUUACCGCAUUUGAGUUUUCAGUUUUUCGCUGUUUUAACUUCUAAACCAUUUAUGCAUCUUAUGAGAUUUUUACUCAUAAUUUACUAUGAUGUAAACCUUUUUCCUUUCGUAUCUGUGAUUCGCUACUAUUCUCUCAGAACAUGUAGUUGAUUCCCAGAAUGUCUAAUAAACUUGUUUGUUUCAUAUUUAA
Messenger RNA from Eutrema salsugineum, 2238 nucleotides. RefSeq names its product myosin-11. Gene Ontology annotation, biological process: translation; ribosomal large subunit assembly. Gene Ontology annotation, cellular component: cytosolic large ribosomal subunit; ribosome. Gene Ontology annotation, molecular function: structural constituent of ribosome; RNA binding. Bases 133 to 2007 code for a protein of 624 amino acids. The record is from RefSeq and is a predicted model, not a curated record. NCBI's taxonomy places the organism in Eukaryota, Viridiplantae, Streptophyta, Magnoliopsida, Brassicales, Brassicaceae. The transcript has a single exon.